ACUUCCUGUUAUUCAAGACCUUGCCGCAAAUCUCUUGUCACUUCAGAUCAGUCAGUCUGUAGGAUUCCUCUUGGUUUGUACACUGGGAAUUGAAAUAUUAGUCUUCAGCUUUUUCUACCGCUCUACACUUACUAUUGGUCUUCUUGUCUUUGCUGGCUGGCCAGUGAUCACACAGCUGUGGGUUCAAGCAAAGGCAACAGCAUUGAUGUGGACUUUUCUGUGUGUCCUCCUGGCAAUAUUUCCUUUAAUGCCUGUUGUAGGAAGAGAACCAAACAUUCCUCUGGUACUAGUAACUGGUUUGCUGACUCUCUUGAUCUCUUGCUUCUCAUUGGCAUCUCUUUGUAAAAGCGAAAAUAAGUACAGAAAUAACGAAGAUCUGAAAGUACAUUUUUAUCAGAUGUUGAGUAUUGCACUUUCGACAUACGUUGUAAGCAGUACCCAUGACAGUCUUAAGAACAAGCAGGGAUUGCCUGUAUUGAAUCAAAUUAUUAGCUGGAUGACUCUAGUUUCUUCCUCAGUGUUGCCGUUACUGAGCCCCACAUUUCUCUUUCAGCGACUGUUCAGCAUAUUGCUCUCCCUGAUGUCCACCUACCUGCUCCUCAGCACAGGGUAUGAAGCUCUGUUUCCACUGGUGCUAUCUGGUUUGAUGUUUGUGUGGAUAAAUAUGGAGCAAGAAGCACUGCAGCACUAUGGUCUUUCACUCAAACCAAAGCUUGCUGUUUUCAACUUUGCCUAUGCUACUGAUAUAACUCAGUUUCGACAGCUCCACCUAGAUGAUGUCCGCAGGUCUUUCUUCUUUGUUUUCUUCAUAGUGACAGCCUUUUUUGGCACCGGAAACAUAGCUUCUGUUAACAGUUUUGAUCCUGCUUCUGUCUAUUGUUUCUUGACUGUGUUCAGUCCCUUCAUGAUGGGAGGCUUGCUUGUGCUAAAGGUUGUAAUCCCAUUUGUUCUGGUAUCAUGUGCUUUCGAAGCCGUUCAAGUCACAACACAACUGUCUUCUAAGAGCCUUUUCCUCAUUGUUCUUGUGAUUUCAGACAUUAUGGCUUUGCAUUUUUUCUUUUUAGUUAAAGAUUAUGGAAGCUGGCUGGAUAUUGGAACAAGCAUUAGCCACUAUGUGCUGGUGAUGUCAUUGACCAUAUUUAUGAUGCUGAUGAAUGGACUGGCCCAGCUGCUAACUACAAAGAGACUUGAACUUUCCAGAAGGACUAAGCACCAUUCCACGUGA
Fulmarus glacialis (Northern fulmar) is the source of this 1225-nucleotide messenger RNA. RefSeq names its product GPI ethanolamine phosphate transferase 1-like. The record is from RefSeq and is a predicted model, not a curated record. The transcript is spliced from 14 exons. Gene Ontology annotation, molecular function: mannose-ethanolamine phosphotransferase activity. Lineage: Eukaryota; Metazoa; Chordata; Aves; Procellariiformes; Procellariidae. The annotation marks the transcript as partial. Gene Ontology annotation, cellular component: endoplasmic reticulum membrane. Gene Ontology annotation, biological process: GPI anchor biosynthetic process.